AUGCUUGCUCCAAUGGUGCGCGUUGGGAGCGUAGGAUUUCGCAUCUUUUGCGCCGCACAUGGGGCCGACGUCGUCUUUUCUGAAGAAGUUGUGGCAGCCAAGUUGGUGCGCUGCUGCCGAGAGGUUCGUGUGUGCGACGAGAGUGUCGGACCCAUGGUUGAAUUUGUCGCGUACGAGCCCUUCAAGCAGAAGUACAAGCGGAGUGUUGCGUUCUCCACGCCGCUGCGUUCGGCGGCUGACCGGGCGGGCGAAGGGGCGCCGGUGGUGCUACAGCUCGGUGUGUCGAGCCCUGAGAUGGGCGUUGCUGCUGCGCUGCAGUGCUGCGAAGACGUUGACGGCAUCGAUGUCAACAUGGGAUGCCCAAAGAAGUUUAGUGUGGCAAACGGCAUGGGCGCAGCUCUCAUGCGGGAUACGGCAAGAGCUGCAUCUAUCCUGGUGGCGAUUGAUGCGGCGGUGAACGCUCCUGAGAGGGUGGCGGUACGCGGUCGACGUGUGCCGGUGAGUUUCAAAACUCGACUACUGGAAACGGCGGAGACAACUGCGCAGAUGAUUCUCUCGGUAAUGGAGAAGGUGGGACCCAACCGCGUGCACGCCAUCACACUGCAUGCCCGCACCACCACUCAGACGUCAGAGACUCCACCGCUUUACGAUCGGGCGGCAGCGACGGUGAAGCUGUUGCGUGCCCAUCCACUGCUGGAGAGGAUGUGUUUCGUCCUGAAUGGGUCUGUGACAUGUCGGGCGGAUGGUGCAAUCAAAAUGACGAAGUUUGGCUUUGAUAGUGUGAUGAUUGCACGGCAUGCCAUGUGGGAUAUGUCUGUAUUUUCUCAUCAAGAACAGCCCGAAGGAUGUGUGGUUUCUAAUGAGGUCGGCGAGACUCCUCUGGCGUCUGCCUCGUGGUUGGAAUUGUACAGGGAUUUGUUGCGCUAUCAGGUAAAAUACCAGACGCCGUUUAUGUACGUCAAGUAUCAUCUCACACGAAGUAUACCUUGUAUCAGUGCAAUGAAGCAUCUGAUGACGGCAAUCCAGCAGGAGACGAGCUGCUACGAGGAUGUGGCGAAAGUCCUCGGGUUUCCCACAGAGGAGCAACUGGGAAUGCGGGAUGCGGCGCCUAUGGAGUUGGUUUCGUGCAUUCCGGAGGGAAGCUUCCACACGAAUGAUGUGUGCCAUGCUAACUGCGAUGCGACUAACACUGUGCAGGGGUGCAGUGAGGUAACGGCAGCUGCUCCAGUGCUGAAGAAAUCAAGAAAGGAAUGA
Trypanosoma grayi is the source of this 1254-nucleotide messenger RNA. Its product is annotated as putative dihydrouridine synthase. The transcript has a single exon. Gene Ontology annotation, molecular function: tRNA dihydrouridine synthase activity; flavin adenine dinucleotide binding. Gene Ontology annotation, biological process: tRNA dihydrouridine synthesis. Gene Ontology annotation, cellular component: cytoplasm. The record is from RefSeq and is a predicted model, not a curated record. Bases 1 to 1254 code for a protein of 417 amino acids. Lineage: Eukaryota; Euglenozoa; Kinetoplastea; Trypanosomatida; Trypanosomatidae.